This is a messenger RNA of Rangifer tarandus platyrhynchus (Svalbard reindeer), 432 nucleotides long. Lineage: Eukaryota; Metazoa; Chordata; Mammalia; Artiodactyla; Cervidae. The record is from the annotation of a GenBank genome assembly.
AUGCCCCCGAAGAAACAGGCUCAGGCAGGGGGCAGCAAAAAGGCGGAGCAGAAAAAGAAGAAGAUUAUCGAAGACAAAACUUUUGGUCUGAAGAAUAAGAAAGGAGCAAAGCAACAGAAGUUUAUCAAGGCUGUCACUCAUCAAGUUAAAUUUGGUCAACAAAAUUCCCGUCAGGUAGCACAAAGUGAAGCUGAAAAGAAGUUGAAGAAAGAUGACAAGAAAAAAGAAUUACAAGAGCUAAAUGAGUUGUUCAAACCUGUAGUUGCUGCUCAGAAAAUAAGUAAAGGUGCAGAUCCCAAAUCUGUAGACAACGAAGGGGAAGGACAGGAAAACGGAGCCAUCGAUGCUGUUCCUGUUAAUGAAAAUCUGUUUACUGGGGAAGAUUUGGGUGAACUAGAAGAAGAAUUAAACACAUUUGAUUUAGAAGAAUGA